Molecule: messenger RNA, 1450 nt
Organism: Tilletiopsis washingtonensis
Lineage: Eukaryota; Fungi; Basidiomycota; Exobasidiomycetes; Entylomatales
Exons: 4
Coding region: 64-1380 (438 amino acids)
Biological process (GO): peptidyl-histidine methylation, to form tele-methylhistidine
Molecular function (GO): protein-L-histidine N-tele-methyltransferase activity
Source: RefSeq, a predicted model, not a curated record
CCUCAUCCCUCGCCCUCAUCCUCACUCUCCGCCGCAGCACGUUUGCGCCUCCACAAACAGGCCAUGUCCUUCUCUUUCGCCUUUGCGCUCGACGAGCAGGGCGAGGCGGGCCUUGCGCCCGAGGAGCCGGCCGUGCAGCCCGUGGCAGGCGCAACUGCCUGCGCCUCGCCUUCGACCUCUGGCGCGGCGGCGGGCACAGGACGUAGCUGGACGCUUGACGAGCUGAUGGACACGCUGCCAUCGCGCAUCUCCUACUCGGCCCUCUCGGUGCCCCUCGACGCCGCCGCGCCGGGCGGCUCGCCACGCGCCGUGCCCAUCUUCCGGCGCGAUCUCUUCGAUGCGCGCUUCCAAGUGCUCACCUCGUCGACAGAGCACGACGACGACGACGACGACGACGACGUGGAGGAGGGCACGCCGCGUCGGCAAGGCGCCGCCGCUGCCGCUGCCGCCGCGCAAGAGGAGCAGACGCACGUCGGCGCGGCAUCGGACCUGCUGCCCGGCGUGUAUGAGGGCGGCCUCAAGACGUGGGAGUGCUCCCUGGACCUCGUUGCGGCGCUCGACUCGCUCGAUCGCGCAAGGACAGAAGCGGCAGGCGAGGCGUGGAGCUGGCUGAGGGGAUGCAGGGUGCUUGAGCUGGGCUGUGGCACAGCUGUGCCGAGCGCCUUCUUGCUGCAGCGCCUCUUCUCGCUCAGUGAUGCGCCGCCGCAGCAGCAGCACGAGGCACGGCAAGCAGAGGCAAAGGCCACGCUGCUGCAUCUGUGCGACUUCAACGCCCAGGUCCUGCAACUCGUGACGCUCCCGAACCUGCUGCUCGCCUGGUACUUCUCGCCCGCCAGCUUGUCGUACCGGCAGACUUCGGGCUCAGCGUUCGAGUCGGCUGAUCUCGUCGCCUCGUCGGGCGACAUUGCCGUCUCUGGCGCGCUGCGCGCCGCCUUUGUCGCCUCGCUCGCGCAGCAGCACAUCGAGCUGCGUUUCGACUCGGGCGACUGGAGUGCCUUGAGGCUGGAGCAGCGCUACGACGUGGUGCUGAGCAGCGAGACGAUCUAUGCGCCCCGCUCGCUGGCGACGCUGUGCGAGACGCUGCAGCGCGCCUGUCGCGCGACGCCGGCACCGCAAGAAGCGCGGCUGUGCGAGCGCCUGCGCCACACUUCUCUCGCGACAGGCGAGGCCUUCGACUCGCCGUCGGCCUCGGCGCCGCACGCCUUGCCCGCUGCCUCGCCGACGACGUGUCUCGUCGCCGCCAAGAUUCUCUACUUUGGCGUCGGCGGCGGCGUGCGCGCCUUUGAGGCCGAGCUGCGCCGCCGCCGAGGAUGGAGCGAAGUGCUGCGCGAGACGCAGGCAGGCGUGGGCAGAGUGGUGCUGGGCGUCGGCUGGGCCUGAGCUCGUCGGAGCGGGCAAGCAGGCUGAGUGCCCCAUGUAAAAUAGAGCCCCCUUGCUUUGAACGAGGAGG